UAAAUUGUGAUGUGCUUAGAGAAAGAGCUAGAACUGUUCGACGUCAUUUCCGGUGGAAUAUUCCAGUGAAUCCUGCUAUGCCUUUAAAAAGAGACGCGCUGAAAAUACGUUGAAAAGCGUUGUCUGUGACAGACAGGUGCAGUCUGUAAAAUAAAUGUCAUCUUUGUCCUUUUAAGGUCAUAACUGUUUUUUCGGGGACCCAACUCACUAAAUGUAAAUUAUAAAUAUUGUGUCGUCGAAGCUGACCACCAAAAGCCUUUAUUUGUCUGCGUUAAUUUUGAGUCGCAUCGUUCUGUGCUUGACCUUGAAGUGCUGUUUGACGUGGAGAGAUCUGUUGACCAUCAUGAUCCUCCUGACGCCCACAUCUGCCUUUUUCCAGAACGCUAACAAACUGCUCCUGAACGAACGAGCUAACUGGGUGCAUCUAAAGGAGUUUGCCCGUAAAAAUGCUGCCAACGCUCUUUCUGUUGCCAACAUGCUCAUGGGCAUGGCCUCAAUCCUCUGCAGUCUCAAUGGCCAUCAUCAUGCCUCGUGCUGGCUGGUUCUGAUCGGUUACCUGCUGGAUUUGGCAGAUGGAGCUGUUGCUAGGCAACUAAAUGCGUGUUCUUCACUGGGUGCAAAGUUGGAUGAUUUUGCUGAUUUCACAACAUUUGGAAUAGCAACAUCUCUCAUUUUAAGGACGCCCAGUCUUUUGGAUAACAUCCUGUGCAUGUUGUAUGUGCUGUCUGUCUAUACUCGUCUCUGCUUCUUCUCUAGUGGAAUCCCAUUCAUGUACCGUGGCCUACCAUGCAUCUACUCCUCUGCCAUCCUGGUGUGUGUUUCUCUGCUGACUGGAGGAAAUAUGGCAGUACUGAGAAUCCUAGCAGUGGCCAUGAUUCUCUUCAUGGUCAGUCAGAACUUCUACCCACAUGACAGAGUACUGGAGUCUCAGGCCUGGAAGAAGGUGGUCUACAUUGGAGGAGUUGCCAUGGUGUUUUGCUCCUCCUUCCCUCCAGCGUGCGUUUACUACUUGUUAUGGUCAAUUUCCUACAUAUUGUUUCCAACAACCCUGUGGAGCAGCAAAGUGUAAAGGGGUAAUGGCCUUCCUGCAAAUGAAAAUCAAACCAAUUUAGAAACUCGGAAAACAAUUUUUGGUAACACUUUCUAUGAAGCCCAUAUU
Molecule: messenger RNA, 1159 nt
Organism: Sinocyclocheilus anshuiensis
Lineage: Eukaryota; Metazoa; Chordata; Actinopteri; Cypriniformes; Cyprinidae
Product: CDP-diacylglycerol--serine O-phosphatidyltransferase-like
Exons: 7
Coding region: 344-1069 (241 amino acids)
Biological process (GO): phospholipid biosynthetic process
Cellular component (GO): membrane
Molecular function (GO): phosphotransferase activity, for other substituted phosphate groups
Source: RefSeq, a predicted model, not a curated record